This is a messenger RNA of Caenorhabditis remanei, 309 nucleotides long. RefSeq lists its product as uncharacterized. Lineage: Eukaryota; Metazoa; Nematoda; Chromadorea; Rhabditida; Rhabditidae. The transcript is spliced from 3 exons. Bases 1 to 309 code for a protein of 102 amino acids. The record is from RefSeq and is a predicted model, not a curated record.
AUGUCCAAGGUGGAAGUUGUAGAGGAGCCAAGAAAACUGGCCGUCCGAGUAAUCAAGCAGAAUCAUCUUGAAAUCCACUACUUCAUCAAACCUAAUACACCGAUGAGACUUCUCAAGAGACAGUUUGCCAGAGAACUCGCAAUGGACAUCAACAAACUUUGUUUUCUGUUUGGCGAGCACUUUGUCGCCUUUAACGACACUGCUGAGAAAAUGGGACUACGCAACCUCGAUGUCAUUCGGGUCUUCGAAAUCGCUGUCGAGCAACCAGGUGUUUAUGGAGUUGUGCAGAAGAGGAGAACCGCGGAAUAA